UGCACCAAGUUGUUGUACUACGGGAACAAAUCGGGCAAUGAAUUACUAGCUAGUAGCUAGAACACCAAAGUAGCUAGAUAGGCAGCUAAUUAUCGAAUAUAAACCAGGGAGGAGAUUCAGGAGUCAACACCAAGAAAGAGCUCUCGAUAAACUAGUGAAAUAAAUGCCUUUACGCUGAAAAAUGGGUGGAGAUGUGUGUAAAUAGAAGCUAGUAACUUAGCAGGCUGUCAACACAAUUUUCAAAGCCAGAUAGGUUUUUUUGUUUGUUGUUGAUAUCAUUAGCUAAUUGGUUGGCAAUAAACAUUAACUAGAAAUUUAUAAAUCGAUUAGCCGUGUCAUCUCGUGUGUUGAUAGCUAGUUAACGAUUUAACUAGCUUGCUAUUAUGACAGUCGAAACAUUGGUAACUAGUUGCGCUUGGAAAUCGAACGAGCAGGCUCUUCAAGAGGAUAGCUUUAGUUAGCCUAAGGUGGCUACGGUCAUUCAAUUAUCCAAAGCUAAUAGUAAACAACAUCUACGCGUUAUUGUGAAUAGGUAUUGAUCUCAAACCACUCGACACUUGGCAAACAUCACCGGGAAAUGAAGAAGUUCUUCGAUUCACGCCGGGAACUUGUGAGUUCCGGGCCUGGUUCUGGAGCGGGUGGAGGAGGCACUGGGUCCGGCAGCAGCGGUGGCAGUUUCAUUGGACGGGUAUUCACCAUUGGACGGUAUCAAGUGACCGUUGAUGAAACUGUUGCUGAAGGAGGCUUUGCCAUUGUGUUCCUGGUGCGGACCCACCAGGGGGUCCGCUGUGCCCUGAAGAGAAUGUACGUCAACAACGAGCACGACCUGCAUAUCUGCAAGCUAGAGAUCCAGAUAAUGAGGGACCUUGUGGGCCACAGGAACAUUGUGGGUUUCCUGGACUCCAGUAUAACUGCAGUGGGAUCAGGAGAUGUCUGGGAGGUCCUCAUCCUCAUGGACUUCUGUCGUGGCGGUCAGGUGGUGAACCUGAUGAACCAGCGUCUGCAAACAGGCUUCACUGAGGCAGAAGUGCUGCAGAUCUUCUGUGACACCUGCGAGGCCGUGGCCCGCCUCCACCAGUGCAAGACGCCAAUCAUCCAUCGAGAUCUCAAGGUGGAGAAUAUCCUGCUCCAUGACCGGGGACACUACGUGCUGUGUGACUUUGGUAGCGCCACCAACCGCUUCCAGGACCCUCAGACAGAGGGCGUUCCACUGGUGGAGGAGGAAAUCAAGAAGUACACUACUCUGUCAUACAGAGCCCCAGAGAUGAUCAACCUUUACAAUGGCAUGGUCAUCACUACAAAGGCAGACAUCUGGGCUAUGGGCUGCCUACUGUAUAAACUGUGCUACUUCACCCUGCCAUUUGGGGAGAGCCAGGUGGCCAUCUGUGACGGCAGCUUCACUAUACCAGACAACUCCCGCUAUUCUCCGGACAUGCACUGCCUCAUCAGAUACAUGCUGGAGCCUGACCCAGAGCUGAGACCAGAUAUCUACCAAGUGUCCCACUUCUCCUUCAGGCUGGCCGGGAUAGAAUGCCCCAUCCGGAACGUACAUAACUCUCCUAUUCCUACAAAACUCCCUGAACCAAUCAGAGCCAGCGACGCUGUGGCCAAAAAGAGUCAAUCCAAAGCCAGGCUCUCAGACCCUGUCCCCACAAUGGAGACGUCCAUCACGCCCCGUUCACGCCCCAAAGCUGGAGGGGCCCAGUCCAUAGGCAUACUGCCCAUCCAGCCGGCCCUCACCCCACGCAAGAGACCCAACAUGGCUGCAGGAGGGGCCCAGCCCAUAGGUGUUUUAGGCACCGCCCAGCCUGCAGUUGCUGUCCAAUUAGUCCAGCAGGCCACACCCCCACUGGCUCAGACCGCCCCUUCGCAGCCCAUGGCCACGCCCCAGCAUCAGCAGGGUCUCUUCAUGAAGCAGCAGGCUGCAGCCUUCUUCAGCCCACAGCAGCAGACCAACCAGCAUCUGGCUCCUGGACGUGGGCUCCACAAGGUUGGCACCCUGACACCCCCCUCCUCCCCAAAGAUGCCCCCCGAGGCAGUCAGACGCAUCCUGAGUGACGUCACCCACAGUGCUGUGUUUGGGGUCCCAAUCAGCAAGUCAACCCAGCUACUGCAGGCGGCUGCAGCCGAGGCCAGCCUCAACAAGUCCAAGUCAGCAAGCACCACCCCCUCUGGCUCCCCCUGCUCCUCCCAGCAGAGUGUGUACCAGCCAGGGGAGGGCGGUGCCCAGACAGCCCCCUCUGUACCCACUGGCAGCUGGAACCCUUUUGGUGAUGACAACUUCUCCAAGCUCUCUGCAGAGGAGCUGCUCAACAAGGACUUUGCCAAGCUGGCCGAGACUACGACAGGGGAGAGGGCCAGCCUCUCCACAGAGAACCUCAUCUCAGGGCUGCAGCCUGUCUCUGCUGCUGGGGCCACAUGCACGGCUUUCCCAGCUGAGAGAACUGCUGACAUCCUGGGUUUGGAUGCAGGCUCAGCGAUGUUGAGUGUCCCGGACCCCUUUAACGCCCUCUCCCUCUCUGACACCACAGAGAAGCUGAUUGAGGGACUGAAGUCCCCUGAGACAUCUCUGCUGCUCCCUGACCUUUUACCCCUGGCUGACCCCUUCAGCAGCUCUGCAGAGGGGAACAGCAAUGCAGUGAAGGCUGAGAUGUGUGUGGACUCUUUCAUCCCGGGCCUGGAUACAGUCUCAGCCAGCCUGCCAGACUCUCUGGCUGGAGAGGACUCUCUGCUGGGCUGCUCUCUGCUGUCUCACACCUCCACCCCUGGGGAUCAAACUAUCUGUGCACCACCCUCCUCCUGCUCCUCUGCCCCUCCUGGCUCUGCUUCCUGUCUGGACAAGCUAGCUCCAGUCUCAUUUGGCACUGCCCAGACAUCUGCUGAAUCUGCUUACCUCAUGUUGGGCUUCCAGCCACCCGAGGCUGGGGAGAAGGGCACUGAGGACGAGUUUGACCCCAUCCCUGUGCUCAUUUCCAAACACUCCAACAACCAAGAGCUGAAAGGGGAGAGUAAAAGCCACGCUGUGCUAGACAAGGGGAGGUCAGAGAUUGAGCUGCCUGAAGAAGGCCACAGAGCAGACCAGGGCUGUGUCCACUCCAGCGAUGAGGAAUUUGAGGAGGAAGACAAGAGAAAGGAGGAGCAAUGCAGGAGGGCCAGUGAGAGUGAUGAGGUGGGCCAUGACUGCAGUGGUUCCAGACCUUUGCUGCUGGAUUCAGAUGAAGAGGAGCAGCACCGGUCUGAAUUACACCUCCCACCCUCCCAGCCACGCCUAUCACACCCACAACUCUCCACUCCCUCCCACCAACCUACCCCGGGCCCACAUGUCCCAUGCCAGAAUAAUUCCCAACAGAUGCCCCAGAAAGCCAGGGGGAGUGAGGGUGUCCGUGAUGUCUUCUCCAAAGCCCCCUUCAAGGUUGGACAGGAAGAGGCAGGCGACGUGUUCGCAAAUGCCCCGUUCCCACGUCCCCUUGUUGUGACUCAACAACAUCCAGAUGUCUUCCUGCAGGCCCCCUUUGUGAAGCCCAAGACCCUCCACCCUCACUCAGCUGUGCAUUACCCUGUGGCCUCUGAAACAGCCCUCUUGAGCCAAGUGGCCCCGCAGCCUUUCCGCCCACAGGCCCUGGCCAAGUACUCCCGACACUUUCAAGGCCCAUUGCCUCAGCAGCCUGUGACAGCUCAGAGGGUGUUGUCCAGCAUGAGCAGGCAGACUGCUGGGAGCUCAGUACCCGUGGGACCCUUACACUCCUGGACUUCAGAGGUGAGUGCAGUAGACCCCUUUGUCUCUGCACCCUUUCACCUCAAGGCCCCGCAAGAGAAGCCCUGAAAGCUCCCAUCCUUCCCUACAAAGCAGGGGAGCCAGCAUUGGAGGCCACACCUGUGCACACUACACUAAAGCAUACACACUGCAUGCUGUCACCAGCACCGGGGCUGGGCUGUAGGGUGGCAUAGAACUCUUAAGAUCUUAUCCUUUACCAACUCUGAAAGGUCUUGAAAUUGCGCACGGUCAUCAUUGCACUUUUUUGCUGCAUUAGAAUAGAGGUUCCAGUCAGUCUCAGUUAUCCCUGUGCUGGUAGCUGUCAUAUCCUUUGGUAUGCACAGAGGAUAUGGCAGUUGUUUUUCUGCCUACCUCAGUUUGUCCUCAGCUUUUCCAUUUGAGCGAAAACAUUGCUCAAUUUAGAGAGCUUCUUGACAGGGGCCUGUGUUGGAGGUUUAGAAUCAUGCAGGACACAGACACACACAUCCCCCGUUCUAGGGUUAACCGCUUAAUGAAAUGUAACCCUCUGCUCCUUCACUCAGUUCAUUAUCCAUUGCUCUGUAAGGUCCAAUAAGUAUUCCCAUGACAGCCCUGAUCUCUGAGUGAUGAUGUCACUACUCAUCCAGGGGUUAUUCUCUCACAGGGGCCCAAAAAAGGUCCAAGAAGGGAGGGGCCCAAGAUUGUUGUUUUGGAAGUUAUCUGAUGACCAUUUUAGCCCAUUUCGUGGUGUAUACUUUAUACGAGGUAGGUUAAUGUACAUCUGGUGGUGCUGUCAUAUUUUUAUCAUUUAUAAUAUUAAUCCGAUGCUGGAUUAUGUUGCACAUGUCAAACUACAAUGCAUUAUGAGUUGACAUUUGAGCCUUUAUUUUGAUCCAAUCCUUCUUUUCACUUGUGUUUAUGGUCACCUGACUCAGUGCUGCUAAAGUCAGCCUAAGGCAUCUGUCACUUACUGUACAUGCAGGGCAUAUAGUACAGAGCAUACCUUAUUGAGGCCAAAGGUCAGAGUUUCACCUUAAACCUGUCAUCACUUGUGGGUGCCUCUGCUGUAUGUAAUUUGGUGUUAGUUGACUUUCAUUUUGAACUGAGGUUGUUAAUGUUGUAGCAGAGACACCUUAUAGAAGUCCUCAAAUCUCACGACCAGCACUGUCGGCAAAGUCCCAGUCAGCACCUCCACUACACUCCGUCAGCAUCUAUUGUUAAUGCUAUGUAACUCUAUGCACUCACAUUCCACACCUGCUCAUUCAAUCAUUUUCUUAAAUAGCAAGCCUACAUUCUACCUGCACUCGAUUCAAUAAGAUUUGGAAACCUUUACAAUCAGCAACCAAUUCAACCUUUACAAAUCAGCACCCCCUGUCAGAACAUAUCAGAAUAACUAAAAUCCUUGUGAAGCACCUCAAGCAAAACACACAACUUUCACCUGUGGCAAGUCAGACACACACUUCCCUACACAUGCGCAAAAGACACAAUUCCAAGUAAAGGGUCAACACAUGGUUUCUUCAUAAACCCAUAAGCUUUCGCACUUCUACACCAGAUUUUGCAUUCCUUUUUUAUAGCCAUAUGAAAUGCUGAUAUGGUAUUCUGCUGACUAUUGUAGUCUUGAAGCACUUUUCAAUGUUUGCGAUCCAUUACAUGACUUAGAGAUGGUGUGGACCAAUAGACUUUCUCAGCUACUUGAUCCAAAGUAAGAAUCCCCGUCUUAAAAUGAGAAAUUAUUCUGAUUUGCUUUUUGUCAUUCGUGAUUACUCUUUGUAUAACAUGUUAAUUCAUCUGCCGUGCAAAUGAAGACUGAACACCAUCAGCAGCAAUGAUAAUGUACUCUACAAUUACAUGUGUUGAGGUGACACAGCUUUCUGAAGUUGUUGAAAUUGUUUUUGUGUGGGUCCUUUCCUGGAAAACUUAAAAGCAGCAUUUUUGUUUGAUUUGUCUGACUGUAAUAUGUUGUGUAGUAAAGUGUGGUGGCUGAUUCAACAGCAAGCUUCACCUGCUGAACCCUAAAGGCACCCAUAUCAAAAUACUUGAGUCAUGCAAAGCUUGCCAUUCAACACCAUAUCUUGUAUGUCCUUGCGUAAAGAUGAAGAUAAAUAAAUGUAUGCAAAACAAGUAAA
Molecule: messenger RNA, 5859 nt
Organism: Oncorhynchus masou masou (cherry salmon)
Lineage: Eukaryota; Metazoa; Chordata; Actinopteri; Salmoniformes; Salmonidae
Product: AP2-associated protein kinase 1-like
Biological process (GO): protein phosphorylation
Molecular function (GO): ATP binding; protein kinase activity
Source: RefSeq, a predicted model, not a curated record